AUGUCUCCCGAACUUCCGUCAUUGACUUUAGAAGAGUUUAAAAAUGCUAUAAAGGAUAUUUCACAGUUUGAAUUGGAAACCAAAAAGCAAGAACAAAAACACUUUAUAUUCAAGUUAAUUGAAACAAAUAAUGAACUUCUAAAUGAAAUCAAAAAACUAAAGGAAAAGAAGGAUGAUGCUACAUUUGAAGACAAGGAAGAUUUGAUAUUUUUUCAGGAGACUAUUAUGGAGAAUAAGAAUUAUUUGUUAGAACAAAUUGCUAGAGUUGAAAGUAUUAAUAAUGAAUUAGUCUCUCGAAGUUUGAUUAGUGAACAAGAUAAAAAGAAUGAUGAAGAUAAAUUAAUUAAUGAUAUCAAUUCGAAAGAUCUAGAAGGUAAUAAAAAACCUGAACAGGAAGAGAAUGCAUUGAAAGAAGAAGAGGAAGAGGGAAUAUAUUUAUAA
Candida tropicalis MYA-3404 is the source of this 441-nucleotide messenger RNA. RefSeq lists its product as uncharacterized. Bases 1 to 441 code for a protein of 146 amino acids. NCBI's taxonomy places the organism in Eukaryota, Fungi, Ascomycota, Pichiomycetes, Serinales, Debaryomycetaceae. The record is from RefSeq and is a predicted model, not a curated record. The transcript has a single exon.